UUCUCUAGCCCAUUCUCAUCUCCACCAAACAAAGAUGUCUCCCAAGGUUGCCACCUUCUUCAUACUAGCUCUCUUCCUCUGCUCCACCCUGACCUACGCCGCCCGCCCACAGCCAGCCUCUCCCCACGAUUUUCCUGGGAAAACUCAACACGGGGGCGUUGAAGCUGAGCGUGCUGAGGUGGUGGAUGAAAACUGCGAAGGUCUUGGAGAAGACGAGUGCUUGAUGAGAAGAACCCUUGCAGCUCACAUCGAUUAUAUCUACACCCAGAAGGAGAAGCCAUGAAUUUGAGUUCAAUUUCUUGAUAAUUAGCCAUAGAACAUAUGAUAGGCGACAUGAGAUUUUCCAAUGAUAAGUAACUACAUAUAUAAUUAAUCUGUUUAAAGUGUUUGUUUCUCGGGAAUUGGGGUUCACUAGAUUUUUAAUCUUUUGCUCCGUCCUUGGUUUUCAAUUUUAUUUUGCUCUGGGAAAUUUGUCCAGUUGGAAAUUAAAUAUAUAUGAAUUAUAUUGGGCUUCUGUAAAUUUCUUUAUAUUAAUUUUUUUAACAACUGCUUUUGAAACAGAGAUUGAAAUAUUUUGAAUAUCACUCAUGAAUCUAUCAUAUUGAAAUAUCAAAACAAACCAGGAACUAAGAAAAAGUGAUGGGAAAACAAAUGAUAAUAUUCAGAGAUCACAGUUAAUUGAAGGAAACUACUGAGUAUUGAACUGCAAAAAACAGAUUUGAGGUCAAAGUGGCAUCAUUGGAGCGUUCUUCUCCUGAAAAUAUGACCUCAGCUGUCAGUAACUCCAACUAUGGAAGGGAGCGCCGGUUUCACUUGAUUCCUUUCUUUCUGACGUUCUCACUAGUCUCCACUAUUGUUUCAGUUUCAUGUACGUAAAGAAAAUAGAGAAACGACUGCAUUUCUUCAUGGUUUUAA
This is a messenger RNA of Vitis riparia (riverbank grape), 915 nucleotides long. RefSeq names its product phytosulfokines 3-like. The record is from RefSeq and is a predicted model, not a curated record. Gene Ontology annotation, biological process: cell population proliferation. Gene Ontology annotation, cellular component: extracellular region. Lineage: Eukaryota; Viridiplantae; Streptophyta; Magnoliopsida; Vitales; Vitaceae. The transcript has 2 exons. The coding region runs from base 35 to 283 and encodes 82 amino acids. Gene Ontology annotation, molecular function: growth factor activity.